This is a messenger RNA of Auanema sp. JU1783, 1305 nucleotides long. The record is from the annotation of a GenBank genome assembly. Lineage: Eukaryota; Metazoa; Nematoda; Chromadorea; Rhabditida; Rhabditidae.
AUGCCAAUCACCAAAGUUCACGCUCGUCAAAUCUACGAUUCUCGUGGUAACCCAACUGUUGAAGUUGAUCUUUACACCGAGAAAGGAGUUUUCCGCGCUGCUGUUCCUUCAGGAGCAUCGACCGGAGUACACGAGGCUCUUGAGCUUCGUGAUCUGGACAAGAGCGUUCAUCAUGGAAAGGGAGUAUUGAAGGCUGUGUCCAACAUCAACGAGAAAAUUGCUCCAGCUCUUAUUGCUAAGAACUUCGAUGUAACCCAACAGAAAGUCAUCGAUGAUUUCAUGCUCGCUCUUGACGGAACUGAGAACAAAUCUAACCUUGGAGCUAAUGCUAUCCUCGGUGUUUCUCUUGCCGUUUGCAAAGCUGGUGCUGUACACAAGGGGCUUCCUCUUUACAAAUACAUCGCUGAGCUCGCUGGAAUUUCACAGGUUGUUCUCCCUGUGCCUGCCUUCAAUGUCAUCAACGGAGGUUCUCAUGCUGGAAACAAGCUUGCCAUGCAAGAGUUCAUGAUUCUUCCAACAGGAGCCAAGAGCUUCUCCGAGGCUAUGCGAAUGGGAAGUGAAGUCUAUCAUCACCUCAAAGCUGAAAUCAAGAAGAGAUAUGGUCUCGAUGCUACAGCUGUCGGAGAUGAAGGAGGAUUCGCUCCAAACAUUCAAGAUAACAAGGAAGGACUCGAUCUUUUGAACACUGCUAUCGCUAACGCUGGCUACACCGGAAAGAUUACUAUCGGAAUGGAUGUUGCCGCCUCUGAGUUCCACAAAGAUGGAAAGUACGAUUUGGACUUCAAGAACCCUAAUUCUGAUAGCAGCAAGUGGCUCACCGGAGAUCAACUCGCUGAGCUUUACCAAUCCUUCAUCAAGGAGUACCCUGUCGUCUCAAUUGAGGAUGCUUUCGAUCAAGAUGAUUGGGAGAACUGGGGUAAAUUCAUGGGAAGCACUGGAAUCCAACUUGUUGGUGAUGACCUCACUGUGACCAAUCCUAAGCGUAUUGAGAUGGCUGUUGAGAAGAAGAGUUGCAACUGCCUACUUCUUAAGGUCAACCAAAUCGGAUCUGUCACCGAGUCCAUCGAGGCAGCUCGUCUUUCUCGAUCCAAUGGUUGGGGAGUUAUGGUUUCCCACCGUUCUGGAGAAACAGAAGACACUUUCAUCGCUGAUCUCGUUGUUGGAUUGUCAACUGGACAAAUCAAGACUGGCGCCCCUUGCCGAUCAGAGCGUUUGGCUAAGUACAACCAACUUCUCCGCAUCGAAGAAGAGCUCGGAGAAGGAGCUAUUUAUGCUGGCGAGAAGUUCCGUAACCCUCAAGCCUAA